Molecule: messenger RNA, 2581 nt
Organism: Myxocyprinus asiaticus (Chinese sucker)
Lineage: Eukaryota; Metazoa; Chordata; Actinopteri; Cypriniformes; Catostomidae
Product: ubiquitin carboxyl-terminal hydrolase isozyme L5-like
Exons: 15
Coding region: 1511-2389 (292 amino acids)
Biological process (GO): ubiquitin-dependent protein catabolic process; protein deubiquitination
Cellular component (GO): Ino80 complex; cytoplasm
Molecular function (GO): proteasome binding; cysteine-type deubiquitinase activity
Source: RefSeq, a predicted model, not a curated record
AUUAGCGUCGCUUUAUCAAUACAUGAGCACAAUUACAGUUUACAAUAAAAUAUAAAAGUCAGAAAUGGCGGCAAGCGCUGGAGAAUGGUGUCUGAUGGAAAGUGACCCGGGAGUUUUCACAGAGCUGAUAAAAGGCUUUGCCAGUGAUAGAGAGGCCUCUUGAAGUUUGGCCAUCACUUACACAGUAUAUGGAUGCGGUGAGAAGAAAACAACUCCCAAACCCUGGGACAGCAUCUUUUGACACAGUGGAGGAAGCCAUGAAGGACACUCUCAUCGUGGCCAAGUUACACUUCUCCUUGACUGUUGCCAGGCUUUUCAAUCCCUUUUUGAAGAGGUAUCAAACAGAUGAGCUAGUGAUGCCUUUCCUCAGCAAUGACCUGGCUGAGUUGAUCAAGAGUCUACUGAAACGCUUCAUUAAGAGAGAGGUCCUCCAGGACAUCACCACACUGCAGCUAACCAAACUGGAUGUAGCUGACAAGAAGAACUGGCUCCAACCAAAGGACAUUGACAUCGGCUUGGGUACUGAGUCAGUCCUCAAGAGCAGGAAAGUUGUUGAGUCCUUGAGGUUAGAAGAGACUGCAUGUGGGGACUUUCAAACAUUGUCAGGAAAAUGCAGGAGAGGAGCCCUCUCAAAUAUGCAACAGUUAGGCAGAUGGCGUGUCUGGACACCUAUGUCAUGUUCAGAGACCCAGAGAAGUGCAAGAAGCAGAUGAAAUGUCUUGUUCAGACAUUUCUGCAGGACAAUCAACUGACAGGAGGUGUUUCUGCUGGGGAUGUCAUUCUCCAACAAUUUGAAGCCUUCCUGUCUGCUGAGUGCAGAAGUGAGGAGUUCCUCUCCUUCCCACCUAUGCAAAAGAGGCUUGACAUCUUCUUAAGCAGUUUCCUUAGUAACUACCCGGAGCUUUUUGCUUUUUGCCAGAAGCUUCUGAUUUUGUCUCAUGGACAGGCCACUGUUGAGAGAGGCUUUUCUGUUAAUAAAGAAAUCGAAACCUGCAACAUGCAAGAGGUCAAUUUAGUAGCACAGAGGCUGGUAUGUGACUAUGUCACUCGACACGGGGGUGUUACCAAAGUCCCCCUGACAAAAGAACUCUUGAGUUCGGUGGCUUCAGUCAGGACCAGGUACCGUCUCUACCUUGAGACAGAGAGAAAGAAGAAAGAGUCCCUUGCACAGGGCCAAAAGAGAAAGGUGGCAGAGGAUUACUUGGAGGAACUCAAAAAAAGGAAGAACACUAUACAAACAGUUGCUGCAAGUCUUUCCAGAGAUGCGGACAAUUUGCAGAGGAGGCUGAGGGCAAGGCUGGCAGUCAGACGGCUCAGCUAAUAACCAAGUCAAACGCUCUGAGGAGGGCCAGCAAGGAGAAAUCAGCUGAGCUCAAGAACAUUGAGGAGGAGAUUCUGGCCAAGGGAGAAGAGCUGAGAUUAAUGUAGUGCACACACACACACUCACGCAUCCGCAAACUCACGCCAAGAUGUUUGGUGCAAAGGUGCACAGGUUGAGGAGAUCUGGAGCAUGGAACCAGAGAACUUUGAAAAUCUCAAGCCUGUUCAUGGUCUGAUUUUCCUCUUCAAGUGGCAACCUGGUGAGGAGCCAGCAGGGUCCAUAGUUCAAGACUCAAGGCUGGAAGAAAUUUUCUUUGCCAAGCAGGUCAUCAAUAAUGCCUGCGCGACCCAAGCAAUUGUCAGUGUGUUGUUAAACUGCACACAUUCUGAUAUGCAUCUUGGGGAAACGCUGACAGAAUUUAAAGAGUUUUCACACAGUUUCGAUGCUGCAAUGAAGGGUCUUGCUCUCAGUAACUCUGAAGUGAUUCGACAAGUACACAACAGCUUUGCCAGGCAGCAGAUGUUUGAGUUUGACGCCAAGUCAUCGUCUAAAGAAGAGGAUGCUUUUCACUUUGUGAGCUAUGUUCCAGUUAAUGGCAGACUGUAUGAGUUGGAUGGGCUUCGUGAAGGACCUAUAGAUCUGGGUGCAUGUAACCAGGAUGAUUGGAUCAGUGCUGUACGGCCGGUCAUUGAGAAAAGAAUACAGAAAUACAGUGAGGGAGAGAUUCGUUUCAACUUGAUGGCUAUUGUAUCGGACCGCAAGAUGAUUUAUGAAAAAAAGAUUGUUGAACUUCAGGCCCAGCUUACAGAAGAAGAGCCAAUGGACACAGACCAGAGUGGAAGUCAUCUGAUCUCUAUCCAAUCAGAGAUCGCCAAGUAUCAGCUCCUGAUUGAUGAAGAGAACCAAAAACUUAAAAGAUACAAAAUUGAAAACAUCAGAAGGAAGCACAACUACUUACCCUUUAUUAUGGAGUUACUGAAGACAUUGGCUGAAUAUCAGCAGCUGAUACCUUUGGUUGAAAAGGCAAAGGAAAAACAAUGUGCCAAAAAAGUACAAGAAGCAAAGUAACACCACAUUGUUAGUACCUGUUUAACUUUUGACACGGAGUCACUUGAUGUGCACUUGUCAUCCUGUAUCUCAUCAAAGGAGCAUCUGGAAGUGAAGUCAAGCACGGUGCUCGCUGUCAUUUCAUGCCUGUGUAUGCAUGCAAAGAGAUGUUUAAAAUAAUGUCUUUUCACAUAAAUUUCAUUUGUUCAGUAA